Salvelinus fontinalis (brook trout) is the source of this 2103-nucleotide messenger RNA. RefSeq names its product nth-like DNA glycosylase 1 (gene nthl1). Gene Ontology annotation, molecular function: DNA binding; oxidized pyrimidine nucleobase lesion DNA N-glycosylase activity; DNA-(apurinic or apyrimidinic site) endonuclease activity. Gene Ontology annotation, biological process: base-excision repair, AP site formation; base-excision repair; nucleotide-excision repair. Gene Ontology annotation, cellular component: nucleus. Lineage: Eukaryota; Metazoa; Chordata; Actinopteri; Salmoniformes; Salmonidae. The record is from RefSeq and is a predicted model, not a curated record. The transcript has 6 exons. The coding region runs from base 476 to 1759 and encodes 427 amino acids.
ACCUAGGGCUUUAAAAACAACGGAAACUCAUACCUUCUAUCGAUCUGGAUGCGUUUCUGGCGUCAUUCACGUGAGGCUGGCAGGUGGACAAACUACCGAGCAAGCCAAAUUCAUGCAUUUAGAAUUUUUAUCCUAAUUUUUCAAAAGCUUUCCCCAAGUCAGAUCAGUCCCCCCACUCGACAACCGGAUGGACUGUUGGGCACUUCCUAUAAAAACACGUUUGUCGCGGGAGUUGACGGGAAAUGUAGUUCCUAGUAAAAAACAUUGCUCGAAAAAGUAAUAGGUGUCGAGUUAAAAUGUAACAUUUGUUUAAUGUUCUAGCUAGUCUUAACGUGCAUGUCGUUUGAAAAUGAAAUCAACAACCAUAGUAGGUCACGUUUCAAUAUCCAUCAAUAGUACUUGGAAAAUGUUAAACACUUGUAUACAUUUGUUUUAGCUAGCUAACCAGAUUAUCACUAAAAUAGCUAACAAGCUAAUGUUAUUAGCCACGGUCCGUCCCACUUGCAACACAACGGUCUCCUGUGCUUUCCACUGUUUCAAAAUGACCUCGCCUUAUUUCGUUGAGAGUACCGCGGUAUUCACUCGGGGCGGUAACAAGACCGUACCCCAUACCGGUUUAGCCACGACGUUAAAAACUAGGAUGGAGAGGAGAGUGUUGAGGGCGCACGUGAAACAGGAGGAAGAAGAUUCGAGCGUAUCAAAUCAGAGUUUGGGACGAGACGCUUCAGAUAUUGGCUCCUCUAGGUUCCAUCGCUCAUCCAUCGGCCAAUCAAAAGCUGAGCCAGACAAAGCCCGGUCCCUGUUACCACUGGCACCCAUCUUGCGUAGGAGGAGGGGCCAGGUGAAGGUGGAAUAUGAUGGGAAGGUGGAGCCUAAACACUGGGAGCCUCCUGAUUGGAGCAAGCAGCUGUGUCAUGUGCGUCAGAUGAGGAGCGCCAGGGAUGCGCCUGUUGACCUCAUGGGGGCGGAGAAAUGCUACGACAGACACGCCCCUGAUGAGGUGCGACGUUACCAGGUGCUGGUGUCUCUGAUGUUGUCAAGCCAGACAAGGGACCAGGUGACCAGUGCAGCUCUGCAGAGACUCAGGGCUCAUGGCUGUACGGUGGACAACAUAGUCAACACUGACGAUGACACACUGGGACAACUCAUCUACCCUGUUGGCUUCUGGAGGACCAAGGUGAAGUACCUGAAGCAGACGUCAGUGAUGCUCCAGAGGGAGUUUAGAGGGGACAUCCCUAACACAGUGGAGGGCCUGGUACGACUACCUGGAGUUGGACCCAAGAUGGCUCACCUGGCCAUGGACAUCGCCUGGCACCAGGUCUCUGGCAUAGGCGUGGACACGCACGUCCACCGUAUCUCCAACCGGCUGGGAUGGACGAGAGGUGGGACCAAGAACCCAGAGGAGACACGCAAGGCCCUGGAAGACUGGUUACCAAGGGAUCUAUGGAGUGAGAUCAACUGGUUGCUGGUGGGGUUUGGUCAACAGGUGUGUCUACCUGUCAAUCCUCUCUGCUCCGUGUGUCUGAACCAGCACAGCUGCCCCUCCGCCCACCAAGCCUCCCCAGCCAAGAGGCCUAAAGCUGGGUCACCUCGCUCCCCACACUCCUCCAAGACCUCCAGGGUCAAGCUGGAGCCUGGUUUGGGGUUACCACCCCCCUCCUCUGCCACAAUGGUCAAAGAGGAACCUCUGGCUACCACCCUCUCCCCUCCUCUGCUGCCCAGAAAGAGGAAGUCCAAAGCCAAAACCUUCUCUACAUGAUACGACAGAAGGGGGUAGAAUCCCUAUAGAGAUAUAGGGACCUGGUCCCAAUUCUCUCCUUCCUCCCAGUGUACACGUGUCACUUCCCUUGACUGAUGUGAAAUGACCGGUACUAGAGAUAUGGUGGUAACUCCUACUUGCCCAGUGGUAUUAACUUCUUUAGCAGGGAGACCAUUUUUGGACCGAAUUUCUGCAGACCCCAUUUAUUUUGCUAGAACUUCACAACCCCAACCCAAAAUAACCUUCAAAUCAUUACAUUUACAUUUUUUACAUCAACUAAUAACCAAUUCAUUAUAUUUUCAUAUCUUAUCAAACUGAAAACCAAUAAAUGUACUUUUCCAAAU